This is a messenger RNA of Solea solea (common sole), 3246 nucleotides long. RefSeq names its product colony stimulating factor 2 receptor subunit beta (gene csf2rb). The record is from RefSeq and is a predicted model, not a curated record. Lineage: Eukaryota; Metazoa; Chordata; Actinopteri; Pleuronectiformes; Soleidae. The transcript is spliced from 15 exons. Bases 130 to 2235 code for a protein of 701 amino acids. Gene Ontology annotation, cellular component: external side of plasma membrane. Gene Ontology annotation, molecular function: cytokine receptor activity; protein binding. Gene Ontology annotation, biological process: immunoglobulin mediated immune response; cytokine-mediated signaling pathway.
CUGAGCUUGUGAGAGAGAGAGAGAAAACUCCCUUAACCUUCUCGACAUGAGGAGCUGUCAGACAAGAAGGAAGCCAUGGUGGCAGACGGACGGGUGGACAAAGGACACGCAGUGUUCAGCAUUUAAGGAAUGAUGUCUCUAUUCUGGGUCGUGCUUUGGACAACACUCCCUCUUCCUGCUCUCUUCUCUGGUCCUCAGCUCUGUAGCAUCGAUGAAAGCAACACUUCAAACAACACAUCUACAUUGCUGGAAUCCUUACAGUGUUAUAACAACUAUCAGUCCUAUGUCCACUGCAACUGGAGACAAGAAGGAGACGCACCACUUCAGCUCUGGUUCAAGACUGAACACAACAGGAUGCUGUGCGUGCCGUACAGUUUACCAAGCAAAGACAGUGAUCAGGGAAUGGUGCAGUGCAGACAUAAAACGCAUACAUUCUCCAUCGGCGUCAAGCACACCGUCUUCUUCCAGAAGAUCAAUAUGCCGACUGUCUGCUCAUCUGUUCCACACAAGCCUGUGUCUCUCUCUCAGCACUUGAGAGCGCACCCACCGGUGGACCUGUCCACUCAUGAUUCAGGUGAUGGAGGCCGAUGGCUCACCUGGUCCUGUCCCUAUCCCUCCUCUUCCUCCCUGAACAAAAAACUCACCUACCAGCUCAGUUACCAACCACAGAAACAAGACCACUGGACUACUGUGGACGUCACAAACACCAGUGUGAAACUGCAGAGGCAUCUGUUGCUUCCAGGUCACACGUACGAAGCGAGGGUCAGGGCCCGGGCCAGCGUGGGCCAGUGGAGCCAUUGGAGUCCUGUCGUGAGCUGGAGAUGUGAAGAAAAUACUGGGCAGUUUCCCAGGUUGCACUGUGUUCUGGACAGCGAGAAGGAGGUAACAUGCAGCUGGGAGGUGAGCAGAGAGCUGGCUUCCUUCAUUACCUACCAGCUGGCCUGUCAACACAACCAGACUGCACCAUCUGAGAGAUGCUGCGUGAGCCCAACAGUCGUACCUCACCAUAACAGAACACUGAGGUUCAGCUGUUCACUGACUGUAGCAGAUCCUGCACGCCUGCUGCUGGAGCUCCAUCCUACCCACACAGCCAAGACCUUUAAGGCCCACCAACACAUUCGUCCUGAACCACCACAGCAGGUAAAUGUGAAGAAGAAACAAAGCAGCUGGAUCGUGGAAUGGACUGAAUCGAGCACAGCUACAAAAGUGAAACUCUUCUAUCAAGUCUGUUACUACAGGUCACAGGAUCAGGGAUGUUCCCUUCUGAACAUGUCAGAAGGUUCAACAUCACUGACCCUCCAGGAAGCAUCUCUGAUCCCCUCCCAGCACUAUAAAGUCAAGGUCAGGUCACUGGUCGUGCCUGGACAUGGCUCCAGGUAUGAGGGACUCCCAUCUGAAUGGACUCAUCCUAAGGACUGGGUGUCAAAUGCAGCCACAUGGUCCUUCACCACAAUCAUAUAUGUUCUCAUCAGUGUGGUUGUGACCGCAGUAUUCUUCUCACUCUACUUCACCAUUCCAGCAUGUCGAAGGAGGAUAAUCGUGUGGGUAGACUCAGUACCUUCUCCGGGUAAAAGCAAAAUUCUGUCUGAAAUCCAGGCCACCACCAUGCGAACGCUGCAGAGUGAGGUCACGUCCAUCUGUAAAGUGCUUCACUUUGACUCUGUAUUUACAUGCUCCUCGGAUGCUUCGCUGCUGCCAAACACAAACAAAAACAAAAAGUGCAUGGAGCCAGACGAGGGCUUCUGGAACGAUGAUAACUCACCAGCCCGUGCGGAGGAGGUUAACACCUCUGGCUCGUCCUCCGUGAGUUUCAGUGGACCAUACAUCUUCUGUCAGGGAUCGUCAGAGUCAAACCAUAAGCCAGUGGACGUCGAGUAUAAAGAGGAAGAAGAAGACAGAACUCGAUCAGAUCCGUUCACGUCUCCUGUGAAUUUCUCCUCUAACAGAGGAGCUUAUGUGUGUCUACCAAACCACUCCAUCUCCAGAUCCACACAGGACCUCGUAUCGAGCAGUGUUGCCAACACAAACGCAGACAGGUCCAACAGCGCAGAGCAGGACCAACAACAGUGUCCAGACACCAUGACAGAGGCACAUACCAGAGACUUCCAGCCGGGCCUCAGCGAGGUCACAGGCAGGGACCAACCUCUGGCCUACACCUCUGGACCUUUCACCUCCUGGCCUCAUGGUGGCACCGUACAGGCCUCGGGGUACUGCCACCUCCCACAGCACCAAUGAGAGCAGCACAGUGCAAUAUGUGAGGGAAGAGCAUUUCAAGCAGGACUACUAUAGUAGUUUUUCAGCCAACAGAAAAAGAUGAAUCACUUUUCUUCUGUGUUCAUUUUGUGUUCAAAUUGCUAGAACUAUUUCUAUUUUAAAGAAGAAGAGGAGGAAUAAGCUUGCUUGUUUUAAUCUGAUCUGAGAUCAAGGUGUUGAUCAGACCAAAGGAGGGCAGUAGUGGGUUGAGCCUGUGGUUGCAGAGAACAAAACAACUAUUUCUCAAAGCAUGUGAUCACAUCCUCACACAUACAAAACAGAAAAUCCACAGCCUCUUACACUGUUGUUGAGACUGACUUUGACAUUGUCUGAUCCAUGUGAUCCAAGUGGCAAUAAAGACCUGCAGGUCUGCAGAGACAUUUGACAUGAGGAGACAACACUUGGCCUCCGGUUACGUCACGUGAAGCGCACUUUAUAGUAGUUAUAGAUGACAAAUAAAUGUGUGUAUAAGCUUGCCAUUGGCCAUAAGUCUCGUGGAAACAGCAAGAUGCUACCAAUGCCAUUUAUCCUGUGCAACCUUAAUGCAGUCUUGUGCUUAAGUUAUCUUGUAGUCGCACCAUCACUGCAAUGUGUGACCCAGGAGGAUAGUGACUGGUUUAUAGUAAUGUAAAUAAGCAGCAGAAGGAUGACAUGACAGUAAUGCCAUGUAAUGUAAUCAUGUAAUUUCACUGUACCAGUGUGUGAAGUAUACGUGAGGAGUGAAAAGUCUGUAGCUGACUUAGCUCGACCUAUUUACACCCCUGUAUUUUAAGGUUAGCAAUAAAGGUGUUACUGAGAGAGCUCAGGUAUUUUCUCAGGUGUUUCUUGGUAUAAAACGUUUGACAAACACUGUACUAGAGGAUUGUAAUCUUGCAACUUUGUAACUUUCGCAGAGCAGAAACUGCACAGCAUCCACUGCAGUGUUGAAUAACUCAACAUUGUAGUGGACUAUCUGUGACUGUCUAGUUUAAAUAAAUGUGACUUAAAAAACUA